Messenger RNA from Aspergillus puulaauensis, 1965 nucleotides. RefSeq names its product aminopeptidase P (gene ampp). Lineage: Eukaryota; Fungi; Ascomycota; Eurotiomycetes; Eurotiales; Aspergillaceae. Gene Ontology annotation, molecular function: metalloaminopeptidase activity. The transcript has 10 exons. The record is from RefSeq and is a predicted model, not a curated record. The coding region runs from base 1 to 1965 and encodes 654 amino acids.
AUGCUCUUUUCCCGUCCCCCAGCUCGGCUUUCCUGGAUUCUAGCUUUCCGGCCAACUCAAAGCCUGCCGCGCUUUGGUCCGAGGUUCUUCUCUGUAUCUACCCCGAGAUACACCGUCGACAUGGGAGCCGUGGAUACUUCCAAACGCCUGUCCAGCUUGCGGCAGUUGAUGCAAGAGCACAAAGUCGAUGUAUAUAUCGUUCCCUCAGAAGAUAGUCACCAGUCGGAAUACAUUGCGCCCUGUGAUGGUCGUCGAGAGUUUAUUUCCGGGUUUUCUGGUUCUGCUGGAACCGCCAUCAUUUCCCUAAGUGAGGCAGCUCUAUCUACCGAUGGCCGGUACUUCAACCAAGCGGCGAAGCAGCUGGAUAACAACUGGACCCUUCUCAAGCGAGGUGUUGAGGGUGUCCCGACUUCACAAGAGUGGAUAGCCCAGCAAGCCGAGGGUGGUAAAGUAGUCGGGGUUGACCCGGCCUUGAUCACAGCUUCGGCUGCUCGCAGCCUCUCCGAGGCGCUUCAGAAAAGCGGUGCUUCAUUGGUGGGCGUGUCACAAAAUCUUGUUGAUUUGGUCUGGGGUAGCGAUCGGCCCGCACCUCCACGAGAGAAGGUCAGGGCUCAUCCUGAAAAGUAUGCAGGAAAGAGCUUUCAGGAGAAGGUGAGCGAUCUACGGAAGGAAUUGGAGAGCAAAAAAGCAGCUGGCUUUGUUAUCUCCAUGCUUGAUGAGAUCGCCUGGCUUCUUAACCUGCGAGGAAACGAUAUCCCCUAUAACCCGGUCUUUUUCUCCUACUGCACCGUCACUCCGACAACCGUUGAACUUUAUAUCGAGGAUGAGAAGUUGACACCUGAGGUGAAGGCACACCUUGGAGACGAUGUUAUUGUAAAGCCGUACGACUCUAUCUUCGCAGACGCGAAGGCGCUUAGCGAAGCGAAGAAGCAGGAUCCUGAGGCUCCCUCUUCCAAAUUUCUUCUUUCCAACAAAGCUUCGUGGGCCUUGAAUCUGAGCUUGGGAGGUGAAGAACAUGUCGACGAGUCUCGUAGCCCCAUUGGCGACGCAAAGGCUGUGAAGAAUGAUGUUGAAUUGGCAGGCAUGAGGGCUUGCCAUGUUCGUGAUGGGGCUGCCCUAGUCGAAUAUUUCGCUUGGCUCGAGAACGAGCUGACCAACAAAAAAACGACUUUAGACGAGGUUGAUGCAGCUGAUAGACUGGAGCAGAUCCGAUCCAAACACGAGCUGUUUGCAGGUCUCUCUUUUGACACCAUCUCCUCAACCGGCCCUAACGGAGCUGUCAUCCACUACAAGCCUGAAAAGGGAAGCUGCUCAGUUAUUGAUCCCAACGCUAUCUACCUGUGCGAUUCCGGGGCCCAGUAUUUGGAUGGAACUACAGACGUAACUAGGACAUACCAUUUCGGACAACCCACUGAGCUCGAAAAGAAAGCAUUCACUUUAGUUCUCAAAGGUUGUAUUGGACUUGAUUCCGCGGUAUUCCCGAAGGGUACCAGCGGGUUUGCGCUUGACGUUUUGGCUCGGCAAUACCUGUGGAAGGAGGGACUUGACUUCUUACAUGGAACAGGACACGGCAUUGGCUCCUAUCUGAAUGUGCACGAAGGCCCCGUAGGAAUUGGCACCCGUGUCCAAUACACAGAGGUCCCUCUUGCACCCGGAAACGUUAUCUCUGACGAACCCGGCUUCUACGAGGACGGCAAGUUCGGAAUCCGUAUUGAGAAUGUUAUUAUGGUACGUGAGGUUCAAACUACUCAUAAAUUUGGUGAACGACCGUGGUUGGGUUUCGAGCAUGUCACAAUGUGCCCUAUCGGUCUCAACCUGAUUGAGCCCUCACUUCUCAGUGACUCUGAGAUCAAGUGGUUGAAUGAUUACCAUGCGGAAGUAUGGGAAAAGACCCAUAAGUUUUUUGAGAAUGAUGAAAUCACUCGUAACUGGCUUCAGCGUGAGACUCAACCCAUCUCAAAAUAA